Messenger RNA from Homarus americanus (American lobster), 756 nucleotides. RefSeq names its product circumsporozoite protein-like. The transcript is spliced from 3 exons. The record is from RefSeq and is a predicted model, not a curated record. Bases 1 to 756 code for a protein of 251 amino acids. NCBI's taxonomy places the organism in Eukaryota, Metazoa, Arthropoda, Malacostraca, Decapoda, Nephropidae.
AUGCCGAGUCCUGAAGGAAUAUCUGCCUCCUACAAGAAGCUAAUACUUGGCCGCAGGAAGCUCGUGGUCGGCGCCGUAGAUGUAACGGAGAACCUGCGUGUCAGCCCUCAAUACAACGAAGACGUCUGGGCUACUGUGGAAUCCUGGAGGAGGGGUAAAUCUGGUGGUAAAUCUGAGGGUAAAUCUGAGGGUAAAUCUGGUGGUAAAUCUGAUGGUAAAUCUGAUGGUAAAUCUGGUGGUAAAUCUGAGGGUAAAUCUGGUGGUAAAUCUGAUGGUAAAUCUGGUGGUAAAUCUGAGGGUAAAUCUGGUGGUAAAUCUGAGGGUAAAUCUGAGUGUAAAUCUGGUGGUAAAUCUGGUGGUAAAUCUGAUGGUAAAUCUGAUGGUAAAUCUGAGGGUAAAUCUGGUGGUAAAUCUGGUGGUAAAUCUGAUGGUAAAUCUGAUGGUAAAUCUGAGGGUAAAUCUGGUGGUAAAUCUGGUGGUAAAUCUGAUGGUAAAUCUGGUGGUAAAUCUGGUGGUAAAUCUGGUGGUAAAUCUGGUGGUAAAUCUGAGGGUAAAUCUGGUGGUAAAUCUGAGUGUAAAUCUGGUGGUAAAUCUGAUGGUAAAUCUGGUGGUAAAUCUGAGUGUAAAUCUGAAUGUCCGGAGACAAUGGCCCUGGCUACUGAACCUGGUGGGCAUGGCCAGGUCCGGAGACAAUGGCCCUGGCUACUGAACCUGAUGGGCAUGGCCAGGUCCGGAGACAAUGGCCCUGGCUACUGA